Pelobates fuscus (common spadefoot toad) is the source of this 4795-nucleotide messenger RNA. RefSeq names its product FYVE, RhoGEF and PH domain containing 4 (gene FGD4). Lineage: Eukaryota; Metazoa; Chordata; Amphibia; Anura; Pelobatidae. Gene Ontology annotation, biological process: filopodium assembly; cytoskeleton organization. The record is from RefSeq and is a predicted model, not a curated record. Gene Ontology annotation, molecular function: guanyl-nucleotide exchange factor activity; metal ion binding. The coding region runs from base 205 to 2883 and encodes 892 amino acids. The transcript is spliced from 17 exons. Gene Ontology annotation, cellular component: cytoplasm.
GUAUCCAGGUGAGGGAGGGGUUGAAGGUGGAGUGCCACAAGCAUGCAUUACCCUCCCUGUCUGAGAGUUCACACAGCAGCUGCUGAUCAGCACAGGGAGAGCUGCAGGCUGGACUCCCACUGCCCAGCUGAUCGCUGCAGUUUGAGGCAUUUCAUGGCUGGGUCCCUGGGCUGAGCAGGACUCACUGAGGCUGGGUGAGGGUGAAUGAGGGUGCAGCCUGGAGACCAGGGAUUUGGCAGAACCUCAACAGCUAAAACAAACACCAUGAAUGCAGAGGACUUUAGGAGAGUGGCCAUAAGGAGGAAAUCCAACCCUCAGAUUGGGACCAGGGCCCUCACUGUGCACCUAGGGAGUGAGAAGGAGCAGGAGUUUGGUGGGAGCAUCAACUGUCCCCGAAUUCUUCCUGUUUGGAAACCCAUCACGACAAGCACAGACCCACUGGUGGAGCAGGAAGCAAAAAAUGACGGAUUUUACAGAUCAAGAGUGAAAGACCUGAUCAGAAUUACAGAGGGAUCUCCAAAACCAAGAGUUCCACCGAAACCUACAGAUUUGCCACCAUCACCAUACAAACACAGCAGCCCAAUCUCACAAACCGUCCCCCGGAGAAGGCUGAUGAUGGAUGAAGGUAGUCCCACCCCAAGCAAGAUCUCGGAUCUCAUCAGUAGGUUUGAGAAUUGCAGUCCCAGUGAAAUAAAGAAGGAGAUGUCAAGCGAUUUGAACAAUGGAUCCAAUCACAGAACUGUAGCAAAGGUUGUUCUUCAACCCAGAUCUUUUAUGGAACAUCCCCUUCUUCGGAAGCAAUCUGAGAGUCUAGAACUGACUCUGGAUGAACGGAUACCUACAUCCAAUGGGAUAGACCAAGGUAUUGAUGUGGACUCUGUGGAUACAAUUCUUCCUUCUCCUGACAUUCAGUCUUCUUCUCUAGAGACACCAAUUCUACAGCCUUUACGUCCUCCUCCUCCACCUCCCUCUGGAAAAAGGCCUUUUACCCCAUCAUUGGACGACUCUAACGAUGAGACUUUAAUAAAUGGAGAGCAUCUUGGAACUCCUAGUGACUUAUCAUCAAAACCUACUUGUGAAGGACAUGUUAAUAUUGGCUUUCAGGAAACAGAGGAAACUAUUACAAUACAAACAGUAGAAAAUAAUUUGGAAGAGAAACACCUCAGCGACACAUUAAACAAACCUGAAGAACCUAAGUUGACAAAUGAGCAGAAACUUUAUAACAUCGCCAACGAGCUCCUGGAGACGGAGAGGGCGUACGUCAGCAGGCUCGACCUUCUGCAGACCUUCAAUGACGCAUUAGAGAAAGAGGCCAAUAAAGGUUCUUUCCCAACAGAAGUUCCGAAAACCAUAUUCUCCAACAUUAAAUCUAUACACAGUUUCCAUAAAGAAUUUCUGCUACCGGACUUGGAAAAUCGAAUGAAAGACUGGUCGGCCAACCCUAGAAUAGGAGAUAUAUUGCAAAAGCUGUCUCCGUUUUUGAAGAUGUAUGCAGAAUACAUUAGGAACUUUGAUAACGCCAUGGAAAUGUUGAAAACCUGGACGGAACGUUCCGCGCAGUUUAAACAUGUGAUUGACGAAAUCCAGAGAGAUGAUAAAUGUGCCAGUUUAACCCUUCAGCAUCACAUGUUGGGGCCGGUCCAACGUGUGCCGCGAUAUGAAAUGCUCCUAAAAGAUUAUCUGCGGAAACUCCCGCAAGACUCGCUGGACCGCAGAGAUUCAGAAAAGUCCUUAGACAAUAUUUCAACAGCAGCAAGCCACUCAAAUACAGCGAUUCGGAGAGCGGAGAAUUUAAAGAAGCUUUUGAUGGUGUAUGAGAUGCUUGGAGAAGAAGAGGACAUUGUGAAUCCAUCCAAUGAGCUUCUAAAAGAAGGACAGAUCCUUAAACUAGCUGCUCGAAACACGUCUUCCCAAGAGAGAUAUCUCUUCUUAUUCAACAACAUGCUGUUUUACUGUGUUCCCAAAUUCAGCUUAGUUGGAACAAAGUACUCUGUUCGCACGAAGAUCGGGCUCGAAGGCAUGACGGUGGCAGAAACUCAAAACGAGGAUUAUCCGCACACAUUCCAAAUAUCUGGCAAAGAGCGGACUCUGGAAUUACAAGCCAGCUCCAAGCAAAAUAAAGAAGAGUGGAUUAAGGCUGUACAGAGCGCUGUUGCUGCAUUCCACCAAAGGAACGAAACUUUUAUAAUUGCCAAAAAAAAUGAGGAGGUUCCUCUCGAAGUUUCGAGAGCUGAGCUGGGCAUAAGAGCCCCUCGGUGGAUCAGAGACAACGAGGUUACCAUGUGCAUGAAAUGCAAGGAGCAAUUUAACGCCUUGACGCGGAGAAGGCAUCACUGCCGAGCUUGUGGUUAUGUUGUUUGCUGGAAAUGCUCAGAUUACAAAGCGCCGCUGGUUUAUGACGGAAAUAAAAUGAAUAAAGUUUGCAAAGAUUGUUACGAUAUUUUACGAGGACAUACGGACAGUGAAGAAAAGGAGAAAAAGAGGGGAAUAUUGGAGAUUGAAUCUUCCGAAGUUUCUGGAAACAGUGUGAUAUGCAGCAUUCUCCACUAUAACGAAAAAUCCAAACCGUGGCAAAAAGUGUGGUGCGUUAUCCCCAAAAAUGAAGCUCUUGUUUUGUACAUGUUCGGAGCACCCCAGGAUGUAAAAGCUCAAACCACCAUCCCACUUUUGGGUUAUGGGGUUGAUGAAGCUGGCUGUUCGGACAUGCCACACAGCUUCAAACUCUCCCAGUCCAAGUUUGUCCACAGCUUUUCUGCAGAUAAUGAGGAACUCAAACAAAGAUGGCUGAAGAUUAUCAACAUGGCGGUGAAAGGAGACAUGCCUGAACUUCCUGAGGAAUCGAACAGCUCGUUGGAUGGACAAUCAGAACAGUCUGAGCAGUGAUGCAGAAAGUUUCUACUUGGUAUCAGAAUGAAGAAGCUCCUACUGAAAGCCAGCAUGAAGAUGGAAUUUAUGCUCGAUGAGCCAAAGUCAGCUUGUGUUCUAACCUCAAAGAGACAAAGAGCACGGUGACUUCUGCAGGGCUAUAGAAUAACAAAUGCAAAUGUUCUAUCUUCAAGUUUGUGUUCCAUUCAGCCGUUGAAAUGUAGACUCCUAUGUCCAAAAAGGAGAAAUAACAAAAACUGCUAUUUGACAUAUUUGUUCCUAUAUCAACCUAAGGAAUAGUGGACAAGUCAAUUUGUGACUUUGGAUUUCCAUCUUUCUACCCCAGCUUUAAAUAAAUGGAAAAUGUAUUCUAUUGCACUACAUGGUAUUUUAAGAACAUGCAGGAAGCAAGUAAGAUAUGUUUUCUGGAAUGUAAGACUAUUUUUGGAGAAAAAAGUGCACCUAAAAAUAGCUACAAUUUAGGUUUUGUUUUUCUCCAUAAAAUUUCCCCACAUUAAUUUUGCCUUGUCUUAUAUUCUGAAAAAUACUGUAGAUUCUGGAAUUGGUGGGAUUUGCAUGGUACAUUAUACACCCAGUGGACUAUCUUCGGUUAGGACCUGAUGAAUUUAGACAUUCAAAGAGCGAAGUAAAAAGAUAAUUAUAAUAAUAAUUUUGCCAUCAAUCUAUACAAUAUCCAAAUAAAUGAAGACAUAUUUAAUGUCAAUUUUGCACAUAAAUUAAGCAAUCGUUAGUCAUAAAGGAAAGGCACAAAUGUAAUGGUGAAAAAAAGCACAUAGGGAUUCAAAGUAGGGCCCCGGUCCUGCAGCCUGAGACUUGUGUGAAGACAUGUCUACAUUACACAUUAUAGAUGGAGUUUCAGCCAUACAUCAGCACAACGAGUUAUAAUAAAAUAAUACAUUGCUACCCAUACCAAUAGAAUAUAUUUAUAAAAAACUGUGAAAUUGCCUGGUUUGACCUAGACACUCUUGGUCUGACACCUCAAUGCUGUUUCUUUGAAUUAAACCUCUGUUCUCUGAGCGGUGGAUUCGAUCCUCUUUUUUUCAUGCGGUCAUUACGACUGCCAUUCCCUUUUUUUUGUAGACACUGCCCUUUGCAACUUGCGUCACCCCGUUUUGCUUUACACUAACCCCUUGCUUUGCCUGUAGAACUAACCCACCAGUGGACAGAGUUCGGUGUUUCUGGUAAUAACAUCGAUUUGUCAAACUUGACAAACUCUUAGCAAUUACAGACAGAUUAAAUAAAGUCUGUAUUAUUCGAAAAGUUGCCGUAUUAGAAUAGAUUUAUGGUUCUAGAUUGUUCGGUUUGAAUACUACCUUCCCCAAGACAUAUUUCCUUUUUAAGAAUAGGUAUUUUACAACUUUUGCGGAGCAAUAUGAACGUUAAUUUCCAGCUCCAUAUUCACACAUAUUACCAGCAAUCCAGUCAUCUUUGUAAAAUAAAAAACAGGGGACUCCUCACCUUGCUUCAAACCACCAGCAAUCAAUCAAUGAAAUUAGAGUACACACGAUACCGAGUAUCCAAUCAGUAUUAAACCAUGUUACACACAUGGAAUGCUAACAUUUGAAGCUGGGUUACUCAAAUCCUUUAUUCCCCUGUGGUUAAAAGUGCAAUUUGGAGGCAAAUUUAAAUGAAUUAAAAAUAGUUUGUUGUCUUUAAAGGAUUGGAAGAUGGUUAAGCAGUUUUUAAGAUAUUAUUUAUUUAUUUUUUUGCAAUAAAUUUCAAACUACUGCCCACAUGGGCUUUAUGGCAAACAAAGAAACUGAUUAUUUUUCACACGCAGUGUACCGCGAUGGUCAGAUUGCAACACAGGGUAAAUGGGAAGAAUAGUCAGGUUAGUGAAAUUGGUUUCUUAAAGGUACAAACAAGGACUUUAUUGUCUAAUAAUCUCAUGCAUUGUAGAUAUAUUGCA